Molecule: messenger RNA, 2927 nt
Organism: Pocillopora meandrina
Lineage: Eukaryota; Metazoa; Cnidaria; Anthozoa; Scleractinia; Pocilloporidae
Source: the annotation of a GenBank genome assembly
CGUGUGAUUUUUGGUCGAGUUUCACCAAGGCACGUCGAAUAUUCAUCGCCUCCAAGGCAGAGAAACGCGAAGAUGUCUAAGUCUUUGAAUUUGGGAUUUGGUUACUUUAUUGACAGUUCCCUACAAACUGCUACCAAACGCUUUUCACACAAGAAACUUUGGUAAGUGGCGAUCGAACAGACACUGACAGAUCGAUUAAAUGGUUUUUCUCAAACUAAGUUAGACGAUUCCAUCCUCAUUAGGAAUGUUUCUCACGACCGCGUCCUUUUUAGAGGAUCUUCUAAACCCAAAUUUGAUUUAAAUUCAAACAUUGUCAUGUUUCGUUAAAUCUACACGUUAAUUAGAAAAACCAUUCAUAAUUCUCAAGAUCAUUUUAUGUAACUCUUGUUGUAACCUUCAUUCUCCCUGAUCAUGACCCCGAGGAUUGUUAAUUUGUUAACACUGGUUUACUGCUCCCUAUUCUUGCUUACAAAGAUUUUUAUUAAACGAGCCAAUAUUUCCUCCUUGCGCCCCUUCCUGGCAAGAUUUCCGCACAUCCCCAUACUUCAUUAUGCAUGCAGUUCUUGGAUAAAAAAAAACAAUGACAAAAAAGGGGAUUGCCUUUAGGAAUACGGCUUUGUUUUAGGAGAGUUUGAUUUUAUACAGAUAUCUUUCCAAGUUCCUUGUUCAACAAAAUAGAAUUGGUAUAUUCUUGUCAAUGAUAUACCCACAUAUUUACAAGCUGGAAAGUUAAUUAGUAAUCAUCUAUCUUUCAUUCAAUGGCCUCAAACAGUGACUCAAGUGAUUGUUGGAAAUUGAUCAUCAGUUAAAAUAAUAGAUACUCAUUAAGUAAAUAAAUUAUAUGCUAGAAAUCUGCAACUAACCAACAGAUUGCCCACUAAUUGAUGAAUCUUUGACUCAACCUCAAUUUCUUAUUUGUAUAGGAAUGUUAUACUUCAUGUUGUGACAUCUUGGCCCAAGGCUUGGGCUAUGCUAUGUAUUGGACGCAAUAUUCUACCCAUCUCUCUCCAGUUGUUACUUAUUAUUUUGAAAUGUCUCCUGUGUAUUGCACAAGAGCCUCCAAUGGGGGUAAGUGCUACUGUUGUAAAUGUCAUAAGUUUAAGUUUUAAGUCAUCUAUAACAAAAAUCACUGCUUUUACAUCCCCAACCCAAGACCCCUAGAGAUUCUAUUUGAGUUUCAUUCAUUCCUUUGAAAAAUUUAGCUUUUGAAUGCCUCCAGGAUGGAUAUGGAUAUAUAUCCCUAAUACGAAAGUUAAUUUUUCUCUUUCACACCCAUACACUCUUGUUAAUUUGAGUGGAUCAUAGAGUACACUGCAGCUCCUUGCCAAGGGCUCAAUAUGCUUCUUUAAAAUUUUAACAUUGACAAAAAGGAUUAACUUUCUUGCACUUUACAGAUAAUGAAAUAAACAUUUGUAACUGUUCAUGCCAAAAUCUGAGUGAUCACUGUUGUGAGUCACGAAUAGAUGGGCCUUUAUAUUGCAAUACAGGAAAGUAAAAUGAUGUAAAUAAGGCUUCAUGUUAAAUCAUCCUUGCUCUUAAACACAUCUACAUGAAUUAAAUUAAUGUUCUCUUUGUUUAUGUUCAUUUCUUAGUUUGUAUAUUCCAUUCUGUACAAUGUCUUGGCAUACUACGCUGUAUAUAUACACACUGGCAUAACAACUUUCCAGGCUGGCAUUGUCAUCAGUUUAUGCCUGGUGCUUCAAUUCUUGGGACACCUUCUCUUCGAAGGUGAAACUCCUCAGAGACUACCAACUAAAGACGACAACUUGCUAUUUAAAAUACUGGAUCUGGCAAAUGAGUUAUUUCUGGCACCAUUCCAUUUCAGUUUAACAUUGUUGAUCAGGUUCGACUUUCUACCAAUUUUAAGGUGGCGCUCAGAUGCGGCAUUACACAAACUUAUAACAUCAACACAAGAGAUCAAGUAUGGCAAAAAGUCACCAUGAGAUGCCAAGUUCAACCACACAACUUGUUUCAAGCAAAAUUUAGGAACUUCUGCUGGAACUAUGACACUGUGUCAAAGCUGAAAGCUAAGCACUUUUAGUUAAUUUUUCCUUUUCACCCUGGUGACUGAAAAGGAAUUUCUCCAGCAUCAAUACAUUUCACAGCAGAGAGGUGUGGAAUGAAAGACAAUAAUCAAAUAAAAAAUUGUUCCUUAGCAAUUUUUCUGAGCUAAAAUUAAUAAAGUUAAAGGUGAAUGGCAAGCAUUGUGGGGAAUUGUUACUUAGAUCUCAAGAAUGAAAGGAUCAGUUUCUUUGUGUACUCAGUGUGUAGUUUAAGAUUUAUGCCCAAUGUUUUGAACUUGAUUCAACAGGAAAUCAGCUGUUGCUACAAUUUUCGCACAGUAGAAAAAUUCCAUAAUAACAUAACAAGGACUGUUUUUAUUGAACAACUGUUCAUAUUUUACCAUUUAGACUAAAUAACAUAACACCCUUUUAUUUAUGGAAGUCUCUGAUAUAUUAUGAUUAUAUAAAGUAAUUUUUUUUAAUUCCAGAGUAGCAUUUGAUUACACAGUCUGAUCAUCCAGAUGCGACUGAUAUCAACUUUUUCUCAUUGUGGCCACACAGACACCCAUGCUUCAAUUCCUGACCCUUGCAAAAUCAAUUUUACAAUGUACACCAAGAAACAACCACUACAAACUAUUUGUUGUGUAAAAUAAUUCAUAAAAUGUCACAGGCCAUAAUUAUGAUUUCCAUUGACUUUGAAGUUUAAAAACAAAGUUAAAAUCUUUACAAUUUUCAAAGAAAGAAAAUGAUGUAUUGCUUUUUUAAUUUUCAGUCACUAAUCUUUGCAAAUAUAUCUAGUUCUCUGAUCAAAUCUGCAAUGAAACAGUGUUGUGAAUUUUACAGUAAAAAUAUAAACCACAUGAGCUUUUGUGAAUGUGAGCCUUUCCUCCUCGAAAACUUCAGGACACUUACUUAUACCUGACC